Molecule: messenger RNA, 909 nt
Organism: Leptosia nina
Lineage: Eukaryota; Metazoa; Arthropoda; Insecta; Lepidoptera; Pieridae
Source: the annotation of a GenBank genome assembly
AUGAACGUGCUAAACUUACUAGCAGCCCUUUUAAAGAGUCGGGAAAUGGGAGGUAUAUAUGUUAAGUGUAAUUAUAACUAUUUGUUGCAGAUGCGUUGUGUGGCCGUUUUGUUUGUGUCUGCUUUUACGCUCGCGUUAGCAACAGCGGACAGCCACGACCCACUACCUUCGCAGAACGACAACGACCUACAAUUAACAGAAGAGGACAAGCGAGCCUGGACGAGCUUACAUGGAGGUUGGGGCAAAAGGGCCUGGCAAGACCUUAACUCCGCCUGGGGAAAGCGGGCGUGGCAGGACCUCAAUUCCGCGUGGGGCAAACGUGCCUGGCAAGACUUGAACACCGCAUGGGGUAAACGAGGUUGGCAGGACCUGAACUCUGCGUGGGGAAAAAGAGGGUGGCAGGAUUUGAACUCAGCGUGGGGAAAAAGGGGUUGGCAAGAUUUGAACGGUGCAUGGGGCAAACGGGCUUGGACCGAUAUGUCACAAUACCCUUGGGGAAAACGCGCUUGGCAGGACCUUAACACCGCCUGGGGCAAACGUGGCUGGCAAGACAUGAGCUCCGCGUGGGGAAAGCGUACACCAGAGAACUGGGUGAAUCUUCAUGGCGCAUGGGGCAAGAGGAUACCUGAACCAGAUUACGAGGACUAUGAGAUGGCCGUAGAUCAGAUUCCGUCAGCACACACGCAAGAGGUGGAAGAUCAGCAGCGAUUAGCAGAACCUCCGGUGAAAAAGGCAUGGUCAUCUCUUCAUGGUGCUUGGGGCAAACGGCCUGUUAAACAACCCCACUUUAAUAAUGGAGCGUAUUACUGGAAACGGGAGCCUGGCUGGACCAACCUCCGAGGCAUGUGGGGCAAACGGGCGGCGCCCUCAUCGCUCGACCACGAAAACACGACAGGAAACGAGGCCUAG